AGUGCGUGACAGAAGGGUGCUUUUCACUGUCUGCUAGCGUUCGAGUGAUACACUUGCGGGUAUACUGUACACCUCGCAGUUUUGUCUGAAGAUUGGGCCCUACAGCUUCGAAAUCGAUAGCGAUAGGAAAACAAUAAAUACAGGCAGCAUGUUGAGCACCUUGGCGAGCUACCUCCUGGGCAGCCAGUCGUCCGAGCAGGCGGCUGUAGCACCCGAUGUCCGGCUGCGUGCCAUUGAGACUGAUGAUGACUGGCUGCUAGUCGAAACUGCAGGUGCCACAGACACCUCCAUGUCCACCUCCGCCACCUCGCCGCCGCUGUCGCUGGUACUGCGGCCGUCCGGCACACCGACGCCCACGGCAGCACGAUCGCGGUCCCUGUCGCGUGCCUCCUCUGCGUCGUCGCUGCCCUGCGAGGACUCGUGGUUUGUGACACCGCCGCCAUGCUUCACGUCAGCAGGACCCGUGCACAUGGAGACAUCACCAUUGGAGGACCUGCUCAUCGAGCACCCCAGCAUGUCCGUGUACCAGCGCUCUUGGCCGGCACGUGCCCCCACCACCGUCCCGCCACCAGCCGCUCCCGCGCCUGCCCCCCGGCGUUCCGAGUCACUGCCCCCACCGUCGCCAUCGCCUGCGCCACGCACGCCAUCACUGUCGCCAUCACCUCCCCCAACACCUGCAGUGGCACGCCGUCCCCGUGACCACCACUCACCCCCGCCGCCACCUCCAGCCGCCGCUGUGCAGCCACUGCCCAGGCGACACAAUGUGUACGCGCUGCAGCACCGCCAGCAGCAGCAGCUGCUUACGCUCAGGUCCAGUCAGAAGGUGCAACAGCGCAGAGCAUGCCAAAUGCUCAAGAGAAAUCAUCUUGAGCGCCAGAACAAGGCUCGUGAAAAUAAUUCCAGGAAGAAAGUACUGCGACGCUCGGACUAUAUGCAACAUCACUCAGGGGCAAAUAACAAUAGAAAGUGCUAGCUUUAGCUCACUUAUUCAAUGAUCUCACACUCAGUAAAGGAAAAAAAAUUACUGGGUGACAAUAUAUUGUAAAUUUAAAAAUACCACAAAAAAGUGUUCACUCUGAUGUCCACACAUCUGCCUGCAAUUACAAAUGAACAUUUGCAAUUUAUAUAUGCUAACUGAAGAGUUUCUUGUUAAAUGUGGCACAUUAGAAUAAGUGAAAUAAUUUUUAUUAUGAUAUAUUGCCUGCACAAUGAUAUGGUGCAGAACUAAGUAAUAAUAUAAUUAGCAGCUAUUGUUUUCUUCAUUAUUGUGAUAAAAAAAAUCUAAAUGGAAAUAAUAAGCAGGGCCUUCUACUUAUGAUACUGCACGUAGAUGUUAUACAGUGAUGUCUCAAAUACCAAAAGAUAUGUACACACCUGCAAAGUACAUAUAUUUACAAAAAAAAACUUAUUAAAAGUGAGACAUAAUUGUUUGUGUUACUAAUCAGGAUUUUUUGGUUGAAGUGUUAGAGAACAUGUGAUCCUUAAAAUGGAGGCCUUUUAUACUAAUAUUUACAAUUAUUUUGUAGAAAUGUUGUGUUUAUUUUUCAACUUUCUUCAUUGUUAUUUGCGAUGGAGUCCGUUAACCACUUUCAUGGCGAACAGUGUUUGUCCUUUUUUCUGCAUAUGGAUGUUAAAUAGCAAUUACAUAUCUCAGGAAAGUAAAGUUCUACGCAAUAUGUAACUAUUUUACUACUUCAGGAUGCAUAUUACAUCUCAAAUAAUGAAAACUGCUGCAAUACUCUGGCAUGGAUGCAGAUAUUCUUAUCUUUAAAAUUGUAUAGCUCUUCACAUACACUUUGUAUUUGGUCAAGAGAGAUUCAAAAUAACCAAAAGGAAAAGCUCUGAUAAUUUUAUUUUACUCUUUCUCACACUGUCACAGGAAGCUGUAGAUUCUCUCAGUCCAACCGCUUACAACAGUCAGUGUGAAGUUCCCAUCAUUCUUGUUUUAACACAAUUAUACUGCCCUUUAAACAGUUAUACAUUUUAAUACCACUUAAAUUAUAAGUGGCUUUUGUUUAUGAUAAUUGUGUAUGUAUUGUGAUAUUUAUACUCAAAUUGUAUAUACUCUAAACAAGCAUAGGAAGUAACUAGCUUUAUGAUGCCUGUAUGUGUGUAAGCUGAAGUAGUACAUUAUUCCGUAUCUUACAACUCUAAAAGAAAUAGUGAGCUUUUUAUAUGCAGUUUCUUGCAUACUUCAACUAUUUUUUUCACUACUGAUGCACUUUUAUGUGAGAGAGGUGGUAUUUCUGAAGCACAACAAGUUAUAAGCUCCAUGUGCACUGUGGUUCCUAAUCCAGUUUAUCUUGGCAUUAAUCAGUGCACAUUCAGACCUUAGAACUUCUUUUUAAUGUGACACACCCUCUGCCAAUUAUUCUUGUCACUACACAUUUUGUUGCUAGUUCUGAAAGUUGUCACCUGGGACAAUAUGAUUCAAUAACUUUAGCCUUUGGGUAUGCUCUAUCUUCUCUAUUUAACACUAUAAAUGAAAUGUACCCUCUGUUGAUAAUACAACGUAUCUAAUGUCCAUUAGUCUUCUAAGAACUCAUAUACAUAAAGAGUAAGUAACCUCUUAUUGCAGAUGACAGCAGUAAAUGCAAACCAAACUGUCCAAAGACUACACAUUUAUGCAACAACUGUCCUUAUUUGGUAAUUUUUAAGGGAAAAUACAAAGUAAAACAAAGCCAAGAAAUUCAGGUAAAUACUGCAUGAGUAUGUUUCCGGGUGUUCUGCCUAGUAGUAAUUUCUGUUUUACUCACAAUAUUUUGGCAACUGACCCAGUCGUCAUCUCCAGGUGCAUAAUAGCAAAACUAGCAGCACAUGAAGAAGAUCGCUGGAUCACCUGUAGAAAUAUUAUGAGUAAAACGUAAGCAAUGUGGCAGAGUGCCCAGAAGCAUAUGAUUAAUCAGUCAUACUGUGAAAGCUGAGAGAAAUCACACGAUCGUGCACUAUUUACCUGAAUUUCUGCCGAGUUGCUGUUUCCAUUUUACACCCAAUAUUUCGACAACUGACCCAGCCAUCUUCUUUGGAUGCAUAGCAGCAAACCUUGCAGCACCCAAAGACGAUGACUAGGUCAGUUGUAGAAAUAUUGUGCGUAAAAUGGAAACAACAACUCGGCAGAACCCCUAGAAGCACAUUAUUAAUCAAUCAUGCCAAGAAAACCUGUGAGAUCAAAUAGCACACGUUUUCUGAUUGGUUACAACAGAUGACACCUUUUUCAGUCCAAUACAAAAACUGAAAUGUGUGCCUUCCUUGACUUGUAUUGUGCUUUGAGAUGAACAACUUGUAAUUAUGUCUUAAGGUGUUCUUUGACAAUCUCUUCUCAAAACAUUGCAUUACUGUCAAAGUGCUACUUCAUUAUGAAGCCAAUAUAAUACCUUGCAGCUGUAACACAAAUUCUGAAUACCGGUACACAUUUGAGGACUCCAUUCUUCACACAGCCAGUUAGAAGAAACUUUAUCAACAAUUCUCUUACAGUAUGUGCUAAAAAAGUGGCUUUUGAUCAUUCAGUUAUGCAGCAUUCUGUACAUAAUAAAAAACCCAGAGAGCAGCAUUAGAUAUAAAUUCAGAUGAAAUAACUGAAGAAAGACAAAACUGAUUCAAGUUGUAUUUUCUAGGACUAGAGAGAAAUUUCUGAUAUGUAUGUAUGUAUGUAUUUAUUUAUUUAUUUUGGUUACUAAAUGAGAACACUAAAGUACAAGUUUUGUCUCCUGAUUGGACUUCAAAAUGUUGCAUGUAUGCUAUUAAAUUUCUGAAUAAUAGCCUUCAAGAGAACAAAAGUGAAUAACCAUGUAUCUUAUGUUAAAACAGGCUGGUAGUUAGGUAGCAAUAAAGGAGUGAAUAAUAAUAACUCAAGAAAAUGUCAGAAAGUAAUUUUUGACACAGACAGGAUAUAGUUGGUGUAUUUGUCUACAAUAUGACUGAAUUUAUACUUGUUUGUAUGUAUGUGUGUGUAUGAACAGAGAUGUUGAUUUAGAAGAGUAAUACUGCGUGUUUUCUUUGUGGAAGUGUGCAAAUUCAAGAGUGCUAGUUAGACAGAGUUGUUUUGAAGAGUGAAUUGGAAAAUGUGAAUGGAUAGUAUGGUUAUAUUUAUUCUAUUGAGACUUUUGAUGUAUAAUCUGCUUCAUACAGCAAUAUGAAAUUGCUGUAUAUUUAGAUUAUUUUAUUUUGAAAUGAGGAAUUUAAACGAUUAUCUCAUGUUCUCUCAAAAAUAAAACUCCAUCUGCAGCAGAUGAUAUUUAUAAAAAAUUAAUAUUUGAUUAUUAAUGACAGUACACUAUUUCAAUUUUGAAAUACACGCAAGCCAAAAAAAGUUUAAUAAAUAUGUUAAAAUAA
Schistocerca serialis cubense is the source of this 4332-nucleotide messenger RNA. It is a transcript of the gene TP53INP, whose product is annotated as tumor protein p53-inducible nuclear protein 2. Bases 149 to 973 code for a protein of 274 amino acids. The record is from RefSeq and is a predicted model, not a curated record. Gene Ontology annotation, cellular component: autophagosome; nucleus. Gene Ontology annotation, biological process: autophagosome assembly; positive regulation of DNA-templated transcription. The transcript has 4 exons. NCBI's taxonomy places the organism in Eukaryota, Metazoa, Arthropoda, Insecta, Orthoptera, Acrididae.